Molecule: messenger RNA, 231 nt
Organism: Pisolithus orientalis
Lineage: Eukaryota; Fungi; Basidiomycota; Agaricomycetes; Boletales; Pisolithaceae
Exons: 1
Source: RefSeq, a predicted model, not a curated record
AACAAGCUAUCACUGGCUGCACUUGAAGUGUUACAGAUCCUCAAGUUUUCAUUCAAGCAGGACCAUCUCACAUUUACAACAGAACUCAUUUUCAACAAACAAGACCACUCAAUUGCUGGACCUGUCUCCCCACUAGUUGUCAAUGAGUUGAUAAGUAGGGGGUAUUUGGAAGAACUUAGCAGCUUUAUGCAAACAAGGAGGAUGCAUACUAGUAUUUACAGCUUAAUAUAA